This is a messenger RNA of Gossypium raimondii (Peruvian cotton), 1333 nucleotides long. Its product is annotated as 60S acidic ribosomal protein P0. Lineage: Eukaryota; Viridiplantae; Streptophyta; Magnoliopsida; Malvales; Malvaceae. The record is from RefSeq and is a predicted model, not a curated record. Bases 216 to 1181 code for a protein of 321 amino acids. Gene Ontology annotation, biological process: cytoplasmic translation; ribosomal large subunit assembly; ribosome biogenesis. The transcript has 5 exons. Gene Ontology annotation, cellular component: cytosolic large ribosomal subunit. Gene Ontology annotation, molecular function: structural constituent of ribosome; large ribosomal subunit rRNA binding.
GCCACCUAUAUAAACGAACUUCAACCCUAAUCUUCAUUUUUACCGGCCUCCAAUCCUUCAACACUUUUUUUUUUCUUUCACAAAAUCGAACAGAGGUUAAAGUGACGGCGCCGAUUGGCUGUCCGCCUUGACUGAGCUUCCGGCAUCGUCUUGGCCCUCGAUUUUGCACUUUAAAACCUUUUUUUUUUACCACUAAACCUUUUUUGUUUUUAGAAAUGGCAGUGAAACCCUCCAAGGCCGAUAAGAAAAUCGCCUACGACGCGAAACUAUGCCAGCUUUUAGACGAGUACACCCAAAUUUUAAUCGCCGCCGCCGACAACGUGGGUUCUAACCAGCUCCAGAACAUUCGUAAAGGUCUCCGAGGUGACUCAGUUGUUCUUAUGGGGAAGAAUACUAUGAUGAAAAGGUCGGUUAGGAUGCAUGCUGAGAAGACCGGGAACCAAGCUUUUCUUAACCUUAUCCCCUUGCUUCAGGGUAAUGUGGGUUUGAUCUUUACUAAGGGUGACUUGAAGGAAGUAAGUGAGGAAGUUGCCAAGUACAAGGUCGGAGCUCCUGCUCGUGUUGGUCUAGUUGCACCAAUUGAUGUGGUUGUUCCACCAGGCAACACUGGGCUUGACCCAUCACAGACCUCUUUCUUCCAGGUGCUGAAUAUUCCAACCAAGAUUAACAAGGGUACUGUCGAAAUUAUCACCCCUGUCGAGCUUAUCAAGAAAGGUGAAAAGGUUGGUUCUUCUGAGGCUGCACUUCUUGCCAAGCUUGGAAUCAGGCCCUUCUCAUACGGUCUUGUCGUCCUAUCUGUUUACGACAAUGGCUCAGUCUUUAGCCCUGAGGUCCUGGAUCUCACCGAGGAAGACCUGAUUGAGAAAUUUGCUACUGGUGUCUCCAUGGUCACCGCAUUGUCUCUUGCCAUCUCAUACCCAACUCUUGCUGCUGCACCACACAUGUUCAUCAAUGCAUACAAGAACGUCUUGUCUGUCGCAGUUGCAACAGAGUAUUCUUUCCCUCAGGCUGAUAAAGUGAAGGAGUACUUGGCGGAUCCAAGUAAGUUUGCGGUUGCUGUUGCCGCUGUUGCUACUGAUGCGGGUGCAGCCCCAGCUGCUGCUGCUGCGGCAGCUGAGGAGAAGAAACCAGAACCCGAAGAAGAGUCGGAUGAUGAUAUGGGAUUCAGUCUCUUUGACUAAGGUUGUAUUAUUAUUUGUUUGGGUUGCAAGACAUAUCAGUUACAAUGGUGUGGUUGGAUUAUAUUCUCUAGUUUCUCUCUUGUGUAUUUUGAUUGCUUUUUAAGUUUGGAGAAUUUUUAAGUUUAUAAAGUGUUAAAUUUGAUUUCGGUUUA